Messenger RNA from Telopea speciosissima, 939 nucleotides. RefSeq names its product cell number regulator 8-like. NCBI's taxonomy places the organism in Eukaryota, Viridiplantae, Streptophyta, Magnoliopsida, Proteales, Proteaceae. Bases 87 to 788 code for a protein of 233 amino acids. The record is from RefSeq and is a predicted model, not a curated record. The transcript has 3 exons.
CCUCUUUUACCUCCUUUGGCUUCUGUGCUGUUCACUGUGCCCGUUAUUCUCAAACUUCUAUUCUGCAUCUGUUAGGGUUAGCUUUCAUGGCUAAUCAGGAAGAAUCGAGCCCUCUUAUUGCCAAUCGAGGCGACGGAGAUGGUAACGCGAGUGGCGGUGAGAAAGAAUCGAAAUCUGUGCAUGUGGAAUCGGGACAGAUCGGUGAUUUUGGUGUUGGAUGGACUGCUGAUGGACUGCCGUUAGGUCACGGAAGUGUAGUCGGGGAGCCAGUGGCUCGUGCUUAUUGGGAUUCGUCGCUCUUUGCUUGCCUCGGCCGAAAUGAUGAGUUCUGCAGCAGUGAUCUUGAAGUCUGUCUCCUUGGAAGUGUUGCCCCUUGUAUGCUAUAUGGCAGCAAUGUUGAGAGACUAGGCUCUGGUCCAGGGGCUUUUGGUAACCAUUGCUUGGGUUACUCUGCACUUUACCUGCUUGGAAAUACCUUUUUUGGUUGGAAUUGCCUGGCACCCUGGUUUUCAUAUUCCAGCCGAACUGCAGUCCGCCGUAAAUUCAAUCUUGAGGGUAGCUGUGAGGCAUUAUCUAGAUCAUGCGGGUGCUGCGGAAGUUUCAUUGAGGAUAACGAGCAACGAGAACAGUGUGAAACAGCAUGUGACUUUGCAACUCACUUCUUCUGUCACACAUGUUCUCUCUGUCAGGAAGGACGAGAGCUUCGCCGUAAGCUUCCUCAUCCUGGUUUCAAUGGUCGACCCGUGUUGGUCAUGAUACCUCCCAUGGAACAGACAAUGGGCCGUUGAGGGGCCCAAGAUCACUCUGCUUAAUACUCUGAUAUCUAGCCUGUCUAUAUACUUCUAUCAGUGAUAUGUGGCAUUGUGAUUGUAGUCUGUGUAUGUCAACUGGUUAGGAGACCUGCACUUGGUCUGCUUGGCCAAGCGAAAAUAAGAUUUG